GACGGGGGCGGGAGAAAAGGGACUGGUGACUCUGGGCUACAGCUUGUGUAAAUCAGGAAUGCUAUUAAAUAUUAAUGUCACGUGCAAAUUAUCCAAUUUAUUCUGAUGCGUCAAAAGCUAAAGACACACAGAAGACAAGUAUACAGAUCUAUUUAGCCAGCCUUUUGAUUUUAUAGAUCCUUGUACCAGUGUCUGUUGUGCCAUAACUUGUGGAUUAGCAUGGAACAGCUGAUGAACGUAGAAAUCUUGGCAGUCCUUCUUUGAACCGAGGAGUGGCAGCGAUUUAAGACAGCUUGUACAAGUCUGACUACUCUCAAUUCAACUGCUGCCGUCUGCCAUUAUCUGUCUUGUAUUGUACAGGUUAUUAAAAGCUUUAGGCAACCAAUGACUUUCGGCUGCCAGUUCGCAUCACGUAAAACUAAAACAAGCUAAUCUCUGCUGGUGUCUUAGAUGACUAUAUCCUAGCUGAAUGCCUGAUGAUGUUAUUACUCCAUCAUCUUCUCUUUUCUAGCACUAGCAUCCAUUCUUAAACUGUAGCUAAGAAGCCCGCGAUCACUUUUGCAGGCUACGCAAUUCUACUUAACCUCACGCAAUUUUUGGAUCACGUGGAAAAAUCAAUGAAUAAUCUCUACCCAAAUUCUGGUAGAGACACAAACUGUGUCCCAGAGUCACCAGUCCCUUUUCUCCCGCCCCCGUCCAAUCAGAGAAAAGGGAGUGGCUUGCGAGUCUAUAGUGAGAGGGGCUGGGAUCGAGGCUAAUAAAGGUACGUGUACUUGCUUUGCUGAAUCAGCAAUAAUUUAGCAGUGGGCACUAUAAGGAAAAAUGGCUGCAAGGUCAAAAAGAGCUCGAUUUCAGUCAGACACACGUACAGAUGGGCCUCCUAGGAAAAAGAUGAAAGCAGCUGAGAGUAUAAAGCAGCAACUGGAUAUUUUAGCUCCUCGCCCCAUUCUGGAUGGCCUGCCUGACAAUAUAAUGCUGUGUAUUCUGUCUCUACUGGACAUUUGGUCUCUUAUCAAAAUGUCGCGAGUCUGCAAACGCUUUCACCAUCUCUACUCUGACGAGUUCAUCUGGAACAGCGUUGAUUUAACUAGAGAGUCAGUGGGUUUUAAACUUGACCCUAGGAGGCUCAAGAAUAUCAUUCGGCUGAAUUUGCCAAAGUCUGUGAGCCGUGUAAAACUCUCUUCAAAUGCUUUCAGUUUGUCAUCUAAGCAACCAGUUGUAACUGAAUCUGUGUUUGAUUUGUUGUUUGAGAGAUGUCCAAACAUUACCAGCAUUGCUGUACACCAAUGUGAUAUGACCGUUCUCUCGCCAGCCUGUAAGCUCUAUCAUGCCAUCAAGCUCACACACUUGUCGUUUGUGGAGUGUAAAAGUAACCAUGUUUGGUUCAAGGAAAUUAACCCGUCUUGGCCUAACCUGACCCAUUUAUCUUUCGAAGGGACGACUAUGAUUGGGGACAGUGAUCUGGAGUACAUAGCGUCAGGCCUCUGUGGAAAAUCUAUCAGAGGCUAUUAUUUUCCCACAGAUAUCUUAACUUGGGAGGAUGCUAUAGAAUCAGCAGGGGUCUACUGCUGAAGGUGUGCAGUGAUGAUCUAAUUAAGUUGAAAGAGUUGGAUGUUAGAAAAUGUGCUGACGAAAUUAGUAAAUCCCAGUUCUUAAAAAACGACAGGUUGAAACACAUCACUAUUAUUUUUACCUAGUGUAUAUAGAAUUUUCUGAACUCUGCAACCAGUCAACCAUUAAUAAUUAUGAUGAUAAAUUUUUAUUUCAUGUAUCAGUAUAAUUUAGGGACUCGCUAUACAUAAUUAUAUAAUUAUACAUUAUACAAAAACAAAACUUGUUGCUCACAGUG
Messenger RNA from Halichondria panicea, 1849 nucleotides. Its product is annotated as F-box/LRR-repeat protein 12-like. The record is from RefSeq and is a predicted model, not a curated record. The coding region runs from base 823 to 1572 and encodes 249 amino acids. Gene Ontology annotation, biological process: SCF-dependent proteasomal ubiquitin-dependent protein catabolic process. Gene Ontology annotation, cellular component: SCF ubiquitin ligase complex. Gene Ontology annotation, molecular function: protein binding. NCBI's taxonomy places the organism in Eukaryota, Metazoa, Porifera, Demospongiae, Suberitida, Halichondriidae. The transcript is spliced from 4 exons.